This is a messenger RNA of Rhagoletis pomonella (apple maggot), 1725 nucleotides long. RefSeq names its product DCN1-like protein 3 (gene SCCRO3). Gene Ontology annotation, cellular component: ubiquitin ligase complex. Gene Ontology annotation, biological process: protein neddylation; positive regulation of ubiquitin-protein transferase activity. The transcript is spliced from 5 exons. Lineage: Eukaryota; Metazoa; Arthropoda; Insecta; Diptera; Tephritidae. The coding region runs from base 637 to 1725 and encodes 362 amino acids. Gene Ontology annotation, molecular function: ubiquitin conjugating enzyme binding; ubiquitin-like protein binding; cullin family protein binding. The record is from RefSeq and is a predicted model, not a curated record.
AGAACGUAAAUAUUACUUUACGCUCUCUGAUGUCAAGAAUGAUGAGAAAAGAUGUAAAGGAAUACAUGGAUAAAUAAGUACAUAAAUAAGUAUUUUCACUGAUGCUGCUGCUUUUGUUUUCGGGGAGGAGUAUUGACCAGCGCCAAUAAUAACCAACAGUAGCAGCUGGAGCCAUAGCUUUAGAAGCGACCAACAUAAUAUACAUAAAUCGUGACUGUUGUGAAUAUUUCACAGUCACCACCUAGUUAAGGGAAUCAAAUAAGGUGUAAAAUAAAGUCAAAAAGAAACUGGUGAAAAGACAUUGCGACAGAUUGUCUGCCUUAGCGACCCUCGUCGCCUAUUUGGCAACAGCAACAUCGGCUGGGUGCUUUAACGGCAAUGCUGUUGUGUUACCACGGUUUCGCAACUGACCAAUGAGUCAGCCUAGCUGAUUGAUCCCAAUCAUCAAGCAAACAACCAGGGAAUAAUAUAUCUAUACAUGUACUUUAAUAGACAUCAAAAAUCGAAUACUGCCCAUCGUCCAUCAUUACUGCCACUGUUGCACAAAUAGACCAGCCGUAAAUUGUGGAUAAAGCUCUAAGUAACUAACCCGCUUUAGUUGUCGCUACAUUUGCCGACCCACUGGCAUUAACUGCGAUGGGUAAUUGUAUGAAUUGCUUCCAGACGUCGUCCGAAAACGCGGGGGCACCGAACACUACUAUUGCACCCAUCUGCCAAAAACCACACGUUGAAGAAACAGAUGAACUGCUCUCGCCCAAAAGUCCACUCAAGAACGCAAACAAUUGUGAUACUAAGCGAAAUAGUUUUAAGAAAUCUUUGGUUCUGCUUAAUGGAAAUGCCGCCACCAUGAGUGAUAUAAUAACGACAGCUGUCAAGGAAUCGCUGGAAGUUUCCGACAAUACACUUAAUCAGCUUUUUGAAGAAUAUAAAGAUCCCGAAGAGGAUAUGAUACUCACAGAAGGUAUUGAACGCCUUUGUCAUGACCUUAAAUACCAGCCCGACGAAUUUGCUAUACUGGUGCUGGCCUGGUGUUUGGAUGCAUCUCAAAUGUGUCGCUUUACAAAAGCAGAAUUUAUUGAGGGAUUACACAAGAUGUGUGCAGAUACUAUCGAAAAAAUACGUAUAAGACUGGAGCAAACAAUUGAAAUGCUCAAAGUGGACACGGAAAUGUUCAAACAGCUCUAUCGGUUCACAUUUCGCUUUGGUUUGGAGCCGGAGCAGCGCAUUCUCUCGCUAGAUAUGGCCAUCAGUCUAUGGAAAUUGGUGUUCACGGUGCACACGCCAGAACUGCUCAGUAAUUGGAUACAUUUCCUGGAGCAGCACCCCAGCAUACGUGGCAUACCGAAAGAUACUUGGAAUAUGUUUUUGAACUUCUCCGAGCAAUGUGAUAUCAAUAAUUAUGACGAUACAGAGGCAUGGCCGAGCUUAUUUGACGAUUUCGUCGAUUACGAACGUUCGCGGAUGACAACGCUUACCGAAGGGACAGAAGGUGAGGCAAUGGCCGAAAGCAGCAAUGGUGCGACGGCAAUGGUUGGUGAGUCUGUAGGGGGCAGUCAGUUAGAGGCAAGUCUUGCAGCUGACGGUUAUGUCGACGAUGACAACAAUAAUGAUGAUUUUAGUCGACAACCACAUCAGCAUGCUAUGCACGCACACCAAUCGCAACUAGGGAAGACGGACACAAAAGCAAAAGCGGGCGUUCGCAACGCCAAUGAUGAUAUAUUAUAG